Molecule: messenger RNA, 693 nt
Organism: Indicator indicator
Lineage: Eukaryota; Metazoa; Chordata; Aves; Piciformes; Indicatoridae
Gene: DUSP26
Product: dual specificity phosphatase 26
Exons: 3
Coding region: 82-693 (203 amino acids)
Biological process (GO): negative regulation of MAPK cascade; protein dephosphorylation
Cellular component (GO): cytoplasm
Molecular function (GO): protein tyrosine/serine/threonine phosphatase activity; MAP kinase phosphatase activity
Source: RefSeq, a predicted model, not a curated record
AGAAGCAGCAGAAGCGACCUCCAGGCCACCCUCCGGCCUUCAGGAACCCACAGGUAUGCCUUGUGGGUCUCCACAGCUCCAAUGGCUUUCCUGUCCAGGUUCUCCAGGAACGGCACCAGAUCGCCCAGCCGGGGCGCGCGGGAGGAGCGCCACAGCCACCCCAUCCUCAGCAUCUUCGAGCUCGAAAGGCUGCUCUACACGGGGAAGACAGCCUGCAACCAUGCUGAUGAGGUCUGGCCAGGGCUCUACCUGGGUGACCAGGAUAUAGCAGCCAACCGGCGCGAGCUGGCCCAGCUGCGCAUCACCCACGUCCUCAACGCCUCCCACAGCAGGUGGAGGGGGGGUGCUGAGUACUACGAGGGCACUGGCAUCCGUUACCUGGGCAUCGAGGCCCACGACUCUCCUUCCUUCGACAUGAGUCCCUACUUCUACCCUGCAGCUGACUUCAUCCACCAAGCGCUGAACGAAGCCACUGUGUUUCCCAUCCCCCCAGGAAGGAUCCUUGUGCACUGUGCUGUGGGGGUGAGCAGGUCAGCCACCUUGGUCCUCGCCUACCUCAUGAUCCGCCACCACAUGCCCCUUGUAGAAGCCAUAAAGACAGUCAAGGACCACCGUGGCAUCAUCCCCAACCGGGGCUUCCUGCGCCAGCUGGUCGCCCUGGACAAUGCCCUGAGGCUGAAGAGGAGCUCCUGA